CCCGUCACUGGCAUUCUCCCCUCGAGCUAAGCGACCAACAAACGUUACAACGCGGUUUUUGCGGGGCCUUGGAAUUUUUUGAUUAAUGUCUCAAAAACGAAUAUUUAUCCAAACUACAUCAAAUGCAACCGUGCAGCUCCCCUCCCUCCGUAACAGACGGGUUCUUUGUGAUCGCCAAAGGAUCGUACUCUAAUGGGGACCAGAUCAGUUACUACUGCAAGAUGGGAUACGAGCUGACCGGAACAGCAACAAGGUCAUGUGACGGAACGACUGGUGCGUGGAGCGGAUCCACUCCGAAAUGCACCGCGGCGACCACGAUAGCUUCCGUUACCACAACUGCAGAGUCCCCAUCCCAAAUUACAGUUGCCGCUCUAGUUCUGGUUCCUAUGGUGAUCCUGCUCCUCGUCCUGGUCGGUGCUGUAACGGUGUACGGCAUGAAGUACCUUCACUGUCAGAAUGGCUGCAAAAAGCAGACGUUCUGGUUUGAUGGAGAUGAGUACAUCCAGUAUGGUCGCUGGUAUUCCUGCUGCAAUAUUUGUUUGAUCAACUGCUAUGAACUUUGCACGUGUCAGAAUUGCCAGAAAGUACGCCCUUCGGGAAAUCGUAAAGCAGAUGUGUGGAGAUCAACAAAUGGCGGACCCUGGAUGUCAGAAAAUGCCAAAAUGUCGACCCCGUCCAAAAUGUUUUCUAGUUCCUCUGUGGAAUCUAGAAAUGAUGACCAUUGGAGUCCAACUCUAGGUUCCUUGCAUGAAACUUCUCAGACAACGCUAUCCGAUAUCUGAUGUUUAAUAUACCGUAUACGUAUAUUAUACAUGUGCAUUUGUGACUUUUGUCAAAUACUUUUAUGUAUAGAUCCGAAAGUUUUUCUAUUUAGAUUGCUGAUUUACAUACCGGUAUUGUCAUUUGAAUCUUGAUGUUAAACAUGUUUGAAUUUCAGAUUUGAUCAAUUCUUAUUUUAAUUACCUUUAAUACUCUCUCUCUCUCUCUCUCUCUCUCUCUCUCUCUCU
Magallana angulata is the source of this 1007-nucleotide messenger RNA. RefSeq names its product seizure 6-like protein 2. Bases 123 to 782 code for a protein of 219 amino acids. Lineage: Eukaryota; Metazoa; Mollusca; Bivalvia; Ostreida; Ostreidae. The record is from RefSeq and is a predicted model, not a curated record. The transcript is spliced from 4 exons.